Molecule: messenger RNA, 1302 nt
Organism: Beta vulgaris subsp. vulgaris (sugar beet)
Lineage: Eukaryota; Viridiplantae; Streptophyta; Magnoliopsida; Caryophyllales; Amaranthaceae
Exons: 2
Coding region: 325-1302 (325 amino acids)
Source: RefSeq, a predicted model, not a curated record
UACCCAUAUUGCAUGGAGAAUACUAAGGUCUUCACUCUAAAAAAUGGUGGAAAGCAGACAUGGUUCGAUUGUCAUCGUCAAUUCUUACCACAAGAUCAUCCUUUCCGUCGAAGUAAGAGUGCAUUUUUUAAAAACAGAGUUGACAAUUCUUCCCCUCCACUGAGAUUAAGUGGAGAAGAAAUUUGGGAACGUGUUUCGUAAUUGCCAAAAACUGGAGGAUUGGAAGGUUUAUGUGGAACUAGGGGAAAACUCAAAGGUUUUGGAAAACUUCAUAACUGGACAAAGCAAAGCAUCUUUUGGCAAUUACCAUACUGGAGCAAGCUUAUGAUUCGCCAUAACCUUGAUGUCAUGCACAUUGAAAAAAAUGUGUUUGAUAAUGUUUUUCAUACAAUCAUGGAUGUUAAGGGGAAAACUAAAGACAACCUGAAAGCAAGGAAAGACUUGGUACUUUUUUGUAAACGACGAAAGUUGGAAGUUCGAGAAGAUUCAAUUAGUGUGCCAACUGCUCCAUUUGUUUUGUCCAUGGAGAAGAGAAAGGCUUUGUGUGAGUGGUUGCUAUGCUUAAAACUUUCGGACUCUUAUGCAUCUGACUUAGGUAAAUGUGUUGAUACCAAGGAGUACAGGUUAUUUGGUUUGAAGAGUCAUGAUUGCCAUGUUUUUAUGCAACGAUUGCUUCAUGUUGCAUUCAAAGAUUUGUUGCCUCCAAAUGUGUGGAAUGCUCUAACUGAGCUUAGCCAAUUUUUCAGAGAUAUUUGUUCAACUUCUUUGCAAUUAACGGACAUGAUUCGAUUAGAGAAUAAUAUUGCAGAGAUACUUUGCAAACUGGAAAAAAUAUUCCCGCCAACUUUCUUUAAUUGCAUGGAACAUCUUCCUGUUCAUUUACCUUAUGAGGCCAGAGUUGGUGGACCAGUUCAAUAUAGGUGGAUGUACCCUUUUGAAAGGUUUUUGUACCACCUAAAGCAAAAAGUUGGUAGCAAAGCACGAGUUGAAGCUUCUAUUUGUAAUGCAUCCCUCACGGAGGAGAUUUCCAACUUUUGCUCCCAUUAUUUUGAGGAACAUAUUACCACAAGAGUGAGCAAUCUAGGAUUAAAUUCUAGAGAUGAUGAGGAGCCAAAGGAUUCAAAACUACCGGAGAUUUUCACUUGUAACGAUGGCUAUAGCGCAUCCCAAGGUCAAUUAGUAUAUCUUGAUGAUAAGGAUUAUGAUAUUGGCCACAAGUAUAUCCUUGGUAAUUGUGCGAUCCUCGGAGAUUUUGAGCAGUAUGAUCUUUUAAUUGUUAAGAUUCCUAAACUUUAUUUAUGA